Molecule: messenger RNA, 1047 nt
Organism: Impatiens glandulifera
Lineage: Eukaryota; Viridiplantae; Streptophyta; Magnoliopsida; Ericales; Balsaminaceae
Exons: 4
Coding region: 131-925 (264 amino acids)
Molecular function (GO): protein binding
Source: RefSeq, a predicted model, not a curated record
ACAUGGAUGGAGGGGGGGAGCUUUCUUCCUUCUUCAUCCACCACCACUGAUUCUGUCUUUUGACCAUUAAAAUUAUUACAGUUCAACUCAAACUUGCGAAUCUGUAAGAUUUCUGUAUGAAAUUUUAAAGAUGAAUCGGAUUGCUGCUGGCCUAAUGAUGACAGGGGAUGAUGAUUUGGGCAGCAGAAAGGUUUCUUUGAUUGGCUCUGAAACUGAUAGUAGCUCAAUUGGGGAACUUCCAGAUCAUAUUUUGAUCGACAUCUUUACUCGAAUUCCAGCUACUGAUUGGUCAAAGAUUUCUUGUGUGAAGAAACAGUGGGCUAACCUGUUUAAGGAAGAAUGCUUCUGGCAAGCAGCAAUCUUUAGAAAUUUUCCGAUGGCCAGAAAUACAAAAGGCUGGCCUGGACCUAUCCCCCGGGGAAUCAGUAGAAGGAGAUACACUGCACUAUAUGUCUGCAAACACAUGAUGUUGUUUAGCCUGAAUGAUGAUGAUGAUGAAGAUGAAGAGCUAAUAGGCCAUACUUAUUUGUUUCUGAAGGAGCAACUUGAAGUAUCAUCAUCAUCAUCAUUAUCAUCCAUCAUGUCUCCUUCUCCAGGAAUACUUCAUGGAACUAUGAUUGAUCAGUUCAUCGCCUGUGGUAAGUCGCGAGACAAGGCAAAUGAUCUUGCUUCGCAAAUUUGGUUGCAUGUUAUUGAAAAUUUGGAGGAAAAUGAGCAAACAUUCCUUUUACUUAAAGGUUUGGCACUAGAAGCAAAUGUUUUCUUGCCAUACCCAUACUCGAGAUCAAUCAAAGUCCAGAGGCGGGUGUUCGAGAAGCUCUUCACAGACUUCCGUGAUUGUUUCAAUGAUGAAGAUUAUUACGAUGUAUUAGCUUGCGCCAAGCACAAGUUUCAACCAAUACCCUCUUCUUGGCUAGGCUACUAGUUUAUUUUUCUUCCAUAUAUAAUUUCUCCUCUCUACAUGUAAAUAAAAACUAUGAAGCUAUUAACUAAGCUUGGAUUUGGAAUGAAUUGCUACAAUCAACUUAUAUCUAUACUUUUAUACAA